Messenger RNA from Cottoperca gobio, 5509 nucleotides. RefSeq names its product small G protein signaling modulator 1a (gene sgsm1a). Gene Ontology annotation, biological process: activation of GTPase activity. The record is from RefSeq and is a predicted model, not a curated record. Gene Ontology annotation, molecular function: GTPase activator activity. NCBI's taxonomy places the organism in Eukaryota, Metazoa, Chordata, Actinopteri, Perciformes, Bovichtidae.
UGAUGGGAGGGGUGCCGCUUGCAGACAGGAGACAGGAUCCAUGGCAACAAUCAUGGCAGAGACAGAGACUCGUCAGAAGCUGCUGCGCACCGUCAAGAAGGAGGUGAAGCAGAUUAUGGAGGAAGCCGUAACCAGGAAAUUUGUUCACGAAGACAGCAGCCAUAUUGUGUCCUUUUGUGCUGCAGUGGAGGCAUGCGUUCUGCAUGGGCUGAAACGGCGAGCAGCAGGCUUUCUGCGAAGCAACAAGAUAGCGGCACUCUUCAUGAAGGUGGGGAAGAGCUUCAUCCCAGCUGAGGAGCUGUGUAGGAAGGCCCAGGAGCUCGAGCAGGUUAUGGAGACAAAACGAAGUCAAAGCUUGCAAAGUCAAGACGGCCUUCGCAAGAUGCCUCGACUGCCCAGCCUCAGCCCACAGGGAGUCAAGAACCUGUGGAUCCGGACGGCUCUAUUUGAGAAGGUGCUGGACAAGAUUGUCCUCUACCUGGUGGAGAACAGCAGUAAAUACUACGAGAAAGAGGCUGUGCUAAUGGACCCUGUGGACGGACCUAUCCUUGCCUCUUUGUUAGUUGGACCAUGUGCUUUGGAGUACACAAAGAUGAAGACAGCCGACCACUUCUGGACAGACCCGUCUGCUGACGAGUUGGUGCAGAGACAUCGCAUCCACGGUGGCCACUGCAGACAGGACUCUCCCACUAAGAGGCCUGCACUGUGUAUCCAGAAGCGGCACUCCAGCAGCAGCAUGGAUGAACGCCCUUCCCCCUCGCCAUCAGCUCGUGAAUAUGUGGAGUCGCUGCAUCAAAACAGCAGGGUGACCCUACUGUUUGGCAAAAACAAUGUGCUCGUACAACCGAGGGACGACAUGGAGGCUAUCCCAGGAUACCUCUCUAUGCACCAGAACGCUGACCUCAUGACCCUGAAGUGGACACCGAACCAGCUCAUGAACGGCUCUGUUGGAGACUUGGACUACGAAUGCAGUGUAUACUGGGACUAUGCAAUGACGAUCCCUCUCGGGGAGAUAGUUUACUUGCACUGUCAUCAACAAGUUGACAGUGGGGGGACGGUGGUGCUGGUCAGUCAGGAUGGGAUCCAAAGACCUCCACUUCGCUUCCCAAGAGGAGGCCACUUGCUCCAGUUCCUCUCUUGCCUGGAAAACGGCCUGCUUCCCCACGGCCAGCUGGACCCUCCACUCUGGUCCCAGAGGGGAAAGGGGAAGGUGUUUCCCAAGCUGCGGAACAGGGUUCCUCAGGGAUCUGGAUCCUCAGACUCGGUCUCAGAUAAGGAGGAGGACGAGGCCACAGACUAUGUUUUCCGCAUCCUCUUUCCAAACAGCCAGUCAGAGUUUGUGACUCCACCAGACUUGAUGGAUCAGGGAGCUACAAUGUGGCAUCCCAGUCUCAGGAAGUCCUCGUGUUCCUCUUGUUCUCAUGGGAGCUUCUUUGAUGGGGCGACGCCCAAGGGGUGCAAUCAUGAGAGGGCUCCUCUGAAGAUGCUGUGCGACAACAUGAAGAAUCAGAUCAUCUCUCGGGCGUUUUAUGGCUGGUUGGCAUACUGCCGUCACCUGUCCACUGUGCGUACACAUCUCUCUGCUCUCGUCAAUCACACCAUUGUGGCUCCCGACGUGCCGCGUGAUGCCUACAAAGGGCUCACCACAGACGUGUGGCAGACGUUCCUCCAGGACUGCACAGCAUACGAGGAGAAGGAGCUGCUUCGUCUGGUUUACUUCGGUGGUGUGGACGCCUCGCUGCGUAAAGAGGUGUGGCCUUUCCUGCUGGGUCAUUACCAAUUUGGAAUGUCAGAAGUUGAGAGGAAGGAGGUGGAUGAACGGGUCCGAGCGUGCUACCAGCAGACCAUGCGUGAGUGGCUCGGCUGUGAGGAGAUUGUCCGCCAGCGGGAGAAGGAGCAGCAUGCUGCGGCAUUAGCGAAGUGCUCUGGAGCAAGCAUGGACAGUUCCAGUCAGAAGAUGACCCACCACAACUCCACCAUCAGCAACGAGUCCCAGUCCUCCCAGAGCUCAGACAGGCAGAGUCUGGCUCGCCUGCAGAGUGACUCCAGCAGCAGCACACAGGUGUUUGAGUCCGUGGAGGAGGUUGACCAGAUCGAGACGGAGCCCAAGAGCGAAGAGGCCAAACAUGUGCAAAAGAUACCCAAUGGAGCUCUGCAGAACGGGCCAAGCUCUCCUGACUCAGGACAUCCCUCCUCCCGCAACUUUUCAGUCACCUCCGGGCUGUCGGACGGCUCCCUCAGCACAGAGGACAGCGCUGCACCUGAUACAAUCCCGAGAUCUGCAGCUGUCCCUCAGGCGCCACUGAGCCCCGUCAAACCUGCAGGGGUACAGAGUGAAGGUCUGACAGAGGAGAUGGACAGCCAGGUGAAAGGUAAAGUGACAAACAAGGAGGAGGAGGAGAAAGCACCUGUGACUAAAACUGCAGAAAAUACAAAGACUGAGGAGCUGGUAAGCGCCAACAAAAACACCGUUGAGGAGUCUGGAGUAAUUAAAACAGAGGGGCCCAAGUGUGAAGACAAAGAUGCACUGUCAGACAUAAAAGGAAUUAAAUAUUUAGAGUCAGGGAAAACAGAAAAAAAAGUGCCCGAUGAGGAAACUAUGAUGGUAUCAGCAGCUGCUACAGCAUCAAAAGGAGAACUUGUUGCGCUUAAAAAAGAAGAAGUGAAUAUUGAGGAAAUGUCACUGCUUAAAAAAGCAGUAGAAACAAAUGUGGAAAUGGACGAAUUAAAGACAAGUAAACCUCAAGAGUUUUUAUUGGCAGAAAGGAGAGAAAAUAUAUCUGUUGAUCCAGUGGUUACCGUGAUUGAAAAGAACCUGGUUUUCUCAGCAGACAGCGGGGUUUCGAGAGCAAGAGAAGCCUACUUUGUCUCUCAGACAGACGAGACUCAGGUCAUGACUGAAUCGGAUGAGUCUCCCUCAGCCAUAGAGAUGGAGGAGAUCCCCAAAGCCAAAGUUUCCAUGGUGCCUUGGAGCAGGAAGGGACGUUGUGAAGCAUCGUCUUUCUCUGAGGACUCGGCCCCCCAGUUGGAGCCCAGGCAGGAGGACGAGCAGGGAAAGCCCAGUCCAGAGGAGCCCGUCCCGUGUGAGGAGCCAGAGAUGGAGAGCCUUUACCCUAACUUUGACUCUCUGGCCGGAUCUGGAGACACUAAGAAUGAAGCGACCUCUCAAGAAUCAGCUGGGAGUACCUUCUCUCAAGAGCUUUUGGACCUGUAUACGUUAAAUCUGAACCGCAUUGAAAAGGAUGUCCAGCGCUGUGACCGAAACUAUUGGUACUUCACUCCUGCCAACCUGGAGAAACUGCGCAACAUCAUGUGCAGCUAUAUCUGGAGGCACCUUGACAUCGGUUAUGUACAGGGCAUGUGUGAUCUGCUGGCUCCACUUCUAGUCAUUCUGGAUGAUGAGGCCAUGGCCUUCAGCUGUUUCACUGAGCUCAUGAAGAGAAUGAAUCAAAACUUUCCACACGGAGGAGCUAUGGAUACUCACUUUGCCAACAUGCGCUCUCUUAUUCAGAUCCUGGAUUCUGAGCUGUUUGAGCUAAUGCACCAGAACGGAGACUACACCCACUUCUACUUCUGCUACCGCUGGUUUCUCUUAGACUUCAAGCGAGAACUGGUGUACGAUGACGUGUUUGCAGUGUGGGAAACCAUCUGGGCUGCCAAGUAUGCCUCUUCUAGUCACUUUGUUCUCUUCAUUGCCCUGGCGCUGGUGGAGAUCUACAGAGACAUAAUCCUGGAGAACAACAUGGACUUCACUGACAUCAUUAAGUUCUUCAAUGAAAUGGCUGAGCACCACAACAUCAAGCAGAUUUUGACCCUAGCCAGAGAUCUGGUGUGCAAGGUGCAGAUUCUGAUAGAGAACAAGUGAUUGUGCUCUUUGUCUUCUUUUUCCUUCCAAGUAAAGUGUGAACGGCUGUAGCAGCACAAGACUUAAAUACAUCUGAGUACACAUGCUCUCACACACACAAACACACACACACACACACACACACACACACACACACACACACACACACACACACACACACACACACACACACACACGUACACACUACGCAAAGCCUUUACAAUCACAGUUUGCUGCUAUGAGCCUUUUGACUGUAUCCACAAUGUUGUUUGUGUUGUCAACCGGUGUAUGAGAAUAUUAUGCUUCAUAUUUGUCAGUAUGUUCAAGUGAAAACAAACGUAUCUGAAAAAGCAUUUCUUUAAUUUCCAAAUAUUUUUGUCAGAAAUACCUUAAGUGUCAAUCCUAAUCCGAGUGCACUUAAUAUUUUGAGAUAAUGAUGGUUUUAGUUGCACAUUUCAAACCAAAAAUGCAGAGCUGAAUUCCACCAGAGACUAUAUUUAUGAGAGAAAUACAUUGUGAUAAUAGUUUAUAAUACUUAUUUUAAUAGUCAUAGUCUGCCAGAUUAAACUUUAAAUAUAUGAGCAAGUAUCCCCCAUACUCGUCAGCAGACUUUUAAUUGGUGACUGAUUCAGAAGACUGGCUUGUAGUCCAAAAUGUUACUUAAACUCCAGUUCUGUUUAACACACAAUAUUAUGAAUGAUUUAGCUUUUAGCACCAUGUCAGUGAGUUAGCAUCCAACAGUGUUUUUAAUGUUUUAAUUGAACUGCCUCGUCUGCCAAAUAUUGUCUUUAUUUGUUAUGUGUGAACUGUACUGUAAUGAGAGAAAAAUGUGUUUAAUUUAUGAGGAUUAUAUUAUGUAAAAUCAUAACCUAAUAUUCAUGUGACUUACGGAUGUCUGGGCGAAGAUUUAUAUUAAGCAACAAGCCUGAUUUGAUAGCCUCUUAAGUUAUUUUCCAUUAUCCAGUACUGUAUAUUUUGUAAAUUGUGCAGUUUACUCACCUUGAUUUUUGUCUUGUAUUGUCUGUUUGUUGAGUUUGUUAAUUUCAGCUUCAAUAUGAUUAUGAAUUGGGAAGAUCAGAUGAGACAGUGAAAUAAUUUAGUCACAGUGACCAAAUGUAAAGUUUAGUCGUGCGACGUUAUUUAGAUUAUUUAGUGUGAGAGUGGUUUAAACAGAGAGAUCAAAAGCAAAGGUACAGAUGAAGUUAGGAGUGAAACUGUAUUAAUGUUUUGGCCGAAUUGGGGCUUGUGAAGACAUACAAUAUAUAUGCUUUUAAUCCCUGAAUUAAUACUAAUGUUGGCCUCAGUUACCAACAUUCAUGCUUGUCAUUCAUUGCCUAGAACUUCACUCAGUUGGUCUUCAAUGUUGUUUCAUGAAUAUGAUAAGAUUAACUGCUUUUAAAAUUGGUGUUUGUGAAUGAUAACUGCUGUCGGAAAACCUUUAUUGUAAAAUGUAUUAAGUAUUUAUUUAUUUAUUCAUUAAUUUUCUCAUUCAGAUGCUGCUUUGUUUGUAAAGCUGAUAUUUUUAUUUUGUGGCCAGUUCUAAAUGUGUAUUGUAAAACAAUCAAAUUCUAUACUAAGAGUUCCUAUAUAUAUAUAUAUUAAAUGGUAUAUGUUCUUAUAAUAAAACAAUAAAAAUGGAAUCAUUGUUAUUUUUCCAAAACAUUU